Alexandromys fortis (reed vole) is the source of this 939-nucleotide messenger RNA. Its product is annotated as olfactory receptor 1468-like. Bases 1 to 939 code for a protein of 312 amino acids. Gene Ontology annotation, molecular function: G protein-coupled receptor activity; olfactory receptor activity. Gene Ontology annotation, cellular component: plasma membrane. The transcript has a single exon. Gene Ontology annotation, biological process: G protein-coupled receptor signaling pathway. Lineage: Eukaryota; Metazoa; Chordata; Mammalia; Rodentia; Cricetidae. The record is from RefSeq and is a predicted model, not a curated record.
AUGAUAAUGAAAAACCAAACUGUCAUCUCUCACUUCAUUCUCUGGGGCCUGCCUAUCCCCCCAGAGCACCAGCACCUGUUCUAUGCCCUGUUCCUGGCCAUGUACCUCACAACUGUCUUGGGGAACCUCAGCAUCAUCAUCCUCAUUCUACUGGACUCCCAUCUCCACACACCCAUGUACUUCUUUCUCAGUAAUUUGUCCUUUUCUGACUUCUGCUUUUCCUCUGUCACAAUGCCCAAAUUACUGCAGAACAUGCAGAGCCAAGAUCCAUCCAUCUCCUAUGUGGGUUGUUUGACACAAAUGUACUUUUUCAUGUUUUUUGCAAACAUGGAAAACUUUCUCCUUGUGGCUAUGGCCUAUGACCGCUAUGUGGCCAUCUGCUUUCCCCUUCAUUACACCAGCAUCAUAAGCACCAAGCUCUGUGUGUGUAUGGUAGCGUUAUCCUGGGUAUGUACCAUGUUGUAUUCCAUGUUGCACACCCUACUCGUGGCUAGAUUGUCAUUCUGUGAGGAUAACAUAAUCCCCCACUUUUUCUGUGACACAUCUGCUCUGCUCAAGUUGGCCUGCUCUGACAUUUUUAUUAAUGAACUAAUGAUAUUUAUCUUGGGAGGGCCCAUUGUUGUCAUCCCAUUCUUACUGAUCAUUGUGUCUUAUGUAAAAAUUGUCUGCUCCAUCGUAAAAGUUUCAUCUGCUCAGGUUAUCCACAAGGUUUUUUCUACCUGUGGCUCCCACUUGUCUGUAGUCUCACUGUUCUAUGGGACAAUUAUCGGUCUCUACUUAUGUCCAUCAUCCAAUAAUUCUACUGUGAAGGAAACAGCCAUGGCUAUGAUGUACACAGUGGUGACUCCAAUGCUGAACCCAUUCAUCUACAGAUUGAGGAACAGAGACAUAAAAGAAUCCCUGAUAAGAAUCCUUUGCAGGAAUAAAAUCUCUUUAUAA